Molecule: messenger RNA, 567 nt
Organism: Aegilops tauschii subsp. strangulata
Lineage: Eukaryota; Viridiplantae; Streptophyta; Magnoliopsida; Poales; Poaceae
Product: protein FAR1-RELATED SEQUENCE 1-like
Biological process (GO): regulation of DNA-templated transcription
Source: RefSeq, a predicted model, not a curated record
AUGACGAAGCACAAGGACCACCUCGCCUUGCUGUAUAAGGCGCACGAGAAACUUAAGGAUGACCUCAAUGCGGUGCUGAACCACCCACUAAUGCCGUCAGAAUUUGAACGAGCAUGGAAGGACCUCAUUCAAAGAUACAACUUGCAAGACGAUGAAGUGAUCAAUUCGCUGUGGGAAGACAGGCACGAGUGGAUCUCGGCUUACUACAAGGAAUUUUUCUGUGCUCGGAUGACUUCCACACAGAGAAGCGAGAGCAUGAACCGCAUACUGAAGAAAAACUUUGUCCAAGAGAAGGAUGAUCUCCAUCUGUUUGCUCAGCAGGUGGACAAGUGCAUUCAGACCAGGAAGGCCGUCGAGCACGCAGAGACAGUAGCAAAUGAGUCAGAGAUAAAGACAACAACCCAGUUUGGGUUCGAAGUUCAGCUAUCAAAAGUGUAUACAAGGGCAGUGUUUGCAGAUUUCAAAGAAACACUCUACCGUAGCACUGCAUUCAGAGCAGAACGGUGCCCUGAGAACCCGACAAAGUAUCUCGUACACCACUACAACAGAUCGGAUGCAUUUGACUAG